AUGAUGGCAGGUGAUCAUAAUGCAACAGAGAUCCUGAAGCCAUUGGUGUUCCGUCUCCACGAGAAUGCCCCUGCAGUAGUCCGUGAGGUUUUACUGGAACGUGGCUGGACUGAAUUUGACAAAAAAGCGCAAGAUGACAGAGACUGGAACCUGUACUGGCGGAACUCACCUUUCCGUAUGACAGACUACUGCAGCAUUAAACCAUGGCAGAGACUCAAUCAUUACCCAGAAGCUGUCAGAAUCACCAGAAAAGACUAUUUGGUAAGACAUCUGAAACGUAUGAAAGGAGCAUAUGGAUCAGCUCUAUAUGAAUUUAGUCCAGUGGCAUUCAUCAUGCCCAAUGACUAUGUCAAAUUUGUGGCAGAAUAUAGCAAAGACAAACAGUCCCUGGGUAGACCACCUAGCUAUUGGAUUUGCAAGCCUGUGGAUCUCUCCCGUGGAAGGGGAAUACUCAUUUUCCAAGACAUUAAAGACUUUGUAUAUGACUGUACAGUCAUUGUGCAGAAGUACAUUAGCAACCCCUUGCUCAUUUCAGGGUAUAAACUGGAUCUCCGCCUUUAUGUGUGUGUCACCAGUUUUUGCCCUCUCACUAUUUAUACUUAUGAAGAAGGACUGGUGAGAUUUGCCACUGAAAAGUUUGACCUUGGUUCUUUGGACAACGUCUAUUCCCACCUAACAAACACCAGCAUCAACAAAUACGGAGCUUCAUAUAAAAAAUAUAAAGAAGGGAUUGGCCAUGGCUGCAAAUGGACUUUCAGCAAAUUUCGUUCCUACCUUCGAAUUUAUGGGGUGGAUGACCUGCUCCUCUGGAAGAAGAUCAACAACAUUGUGAUGCUGACCCUGCUUGCUGUAACUCCCUUACCAGCAGCGUCCAAUUGCUUUGAGCUCUUUGGCUUCGACAUCCUGAUUGACAACAAAUUCAAGCCAUGGCUUUUAGAAGUCAACUACAACCCAGCCCUGUGUUUAGACUGUUCCAUUGACGCCACUGUGAAAAGAAAACUUCUUCAUGAUAUUGUUGAAUUGCUGAAUUACAAGCAAAUUGACGCUCUCAGGCAAAACCAAGUAGCUGGGACAAAAACUGGUAGAACUCGUGUGCCUUUGAGCACACCAGGCGAAAGUCCACCGGAGAAAGCCCCUGACUUUCUCUCUUGCCAAGGAGAGGCUGAAUAUGCUGCUGCUUCUUCAGUACCAUCUGCUUUGCAGGCUGCAAAAGGCUCAAUUCCUAAGGUCCCCCAGACUAAGAAAACUACCAGAGGACACCCAAAGAAAACACUGACUUCCCAACUACGGGAAAGGAUGAACAUGACAAAAACAUCCUCCCAAGCAAAAGCUGAAACAAGAAGUAAAUUCCCAGGAGCUGUCCAUUAUCCACAGCAAUUUGUCCCACCCAGUCGCUGGUUACCUACUCCUGAUUUCUGGAACUGCAAAUUAACAACACUCCCCUAUUUUCUCUCUGAAAAAGACCAGAGGCCUAUCCCCCGUGUUGGAGAUUUUGUCCUUAUUUUUCCUUUUAAUGAAGCUGCACUUCAAGCUUCCAGGGAUGGGACAGAUGUAAAGAGCAUCAUACAGGAAAUAAACAAGUUAGUCAACAAGCAGUUUCCAUCAAAACAGAUGAAGACAAAGAAAAGGCUAGACUAUUUAGCUUCCAUGUAA
Molecule: messenger RNA, 1653 nt
Organism: Tinamus guttatus (white-throated tinamou)
Lineage: Eukaryota; Metazoa; Chordata; Aves; Tinamiformes; Tinamidae
Gene: TTLL2
Product: tubulin tyrosine ligase like 2
Biological process (GO): microtubule cytoskeleton organization; protein polyglutamylation
Cellular component (GO): ciliary basal body
Molecular function (GO): tubulin-glutamic acid ligase activity; tubulin binding
Source: RefSeq, a predicted model, not a curated record